Vitrella brassicaformis is the source of this 2732-nucleotide messenger RNA. Lineage: Eukaryota; Vitrellaceae. The record is from the annotation of a GenBank genome assembly.
GUUUGAAUGAAUGAAUGAAUGAAUGGGUUGGGUCAGUCGGGCACCUUACCUCUCCACGCAUCAAUCAAACAUCCCACACAUCCCACCAUACUGUACAAGGAAGGGCCAGCACACUUGGUUCAUUUGCGUCCGUCUGAUACGAAAAAGAACCACGUACGAUCCGAUCCGGUGGUCGGGCACGGCAUGCCGUCUGUCCCUGACUCCACCCGAUCCGCUGCAACGAGCCAAGUGGACUGACUGGCAACGAGCGAAGCACCGUACAAACGACACUCACACCCACCAUACAACAACAGGACUGAUGCACGACUUCAUUUGACUGACUGCGCAAUCCGAACACUCCACUCAUCCUUAUGGCUUGUCCUUUGGUGUGAUUCGAUGGCCCUGAAGCCGCCAGGUGGCCACGGCGAAUGCGGUCAUGAGACGUCAUGCACGCAUUCGAUGUCGCCGUCCAGGAGGCCAGCCAUCAGAAUCGCACCACACAAGCUGCACAAAGGCUAGAAUGACCUGACUGAUAAACGGGACUUGACACCCGACAACCCACUUGCACCAACGGCCAACCAACAAGGGCGUCAUCUUUAUGUACACCGUCCACUUAUCCAUCCAUCCAUCCAUCCAUCCUAUCCAUCCAUCCAUCGACUCAGUCGUGCAUUCCAUCGUCGGUGGGUGGGCUGCCUGCCUGUCUAUGUGGGAAUGUUGACAGCCAAAGCGCUCGGAUGGUCGCGAACGGCCCGAAUCUGACACCCAUACCCACCCACACACACACACAUAGCCAGACCGACAGAUACACCGUUAUGCCGCCGUUUUGCGCGUGUGUGCGUGGUUGCGGACCUUCAUGUAGUCGAGGAGCAGUGGCACCGACGAGUUGAGGGAAGGGAGAAGCUCGCCGUAGCUCAUCGCCUGAUUACACACACAAACACACACGCAUUGGUCUCGUGUACAUUCCCUUCUCCCCCCAGCCCCGAUCAAAUCACCUGCAGCAGCUGUGUGAUGUUGUAGGCCUGUAUGGAGGCCAGGUUGUUCAAACGAAUGGACUCGGCCGUCGCGAGGGCCUGCUGCAGCACCACCUCCACGUGCUUCUGCGCCUGGAUGACGGUCGUUUCAAGUGUGACGACUGUCCUCUGCUGCUCGGCCUCCGCCUUCUUGAUGUCCUGCUUCUGAACCUGAUGGAUAAAUGGAUGGAUCAGUACACGUGCACCCAGCACGACUGUAUGUUAAGUGGAGGACGAUGUCGAUCGGUGUGUUGUGUUGCGGGUCUCACCUCUGUCUCUUGGAUGGCCUGCUCAAAGAGGGGAGGGAGAGAGACUGUCUUGAGCUGGAAGCCCCCCACGCUGGCGAAGGCUUGUCUUUGAAACACGUCAUUCAUGACGCUGAAUGCGUCCACACCCACAUAUGCAUCCAGACGAUACAAGACCUGACUGACCAUGGUGUGCAUGUGCAGUGUUGCCUUGCUCACUCUUCCAUCCUCUCGCGUAUAUCCGCCGGCGUCUGGAACAGCUUGUAGGCUGCAUACACCCACAUCCGGACCAUCAUCCAUCCAUCCAUCCAUCCAUCCAUCCUACGUGACGUCAGUCACCUGUGUAGUUGGUUGCCGCGUCGGUGAGGAGGUCCUGCGCGAGGCGGAUGUAGGUGGGAUGGUAGUCCUUGCCGAACUUCAUGUACAAGUCAUGAAGUCUAGUGGAGUCUAUCAGGUACUGGAAGGAUAUCUCCAAAGACACCUCAAGGCCAUCUGAGCAACGCGGACACGCCACGCAUGCACGACACGACGAGCUGAGCACGAUUGAUGUCUGAGCGGUGUGUGUGCCGUCCAGCCUCCCUCCCCUUGCUUGCCUGAUGUUCUGCUUUUCAGCAGAGGGGCUGAUCGAUCCGAGUCAUCGGAGAAGGAAAUGGUCUGAGUGACAGACACGUCGACAUCAAGGCAUGCAACACGCAGCCAAAACCAUCAAGUCAGAAAGGCUCUCCCGGGGACAGACGUCAAUUCACCUGGAGGGUUCGGGGGAACUUGACGAAGAAAUGUCCGAGGCCCAGCAGAUAGCGACCAGGGAAAUACGUCCGCUUGCCGACUGUCUGGGCUAUAAACGAGUAGUCUGACGGUGGCCACAAAACACGACACACAGGCACACAACCACAGCGCGUGAGACCAAGAUCUGCAGAGCUAUGUGUGCGCUCCCAUCCCUCAUGCUGACCGAGGCCAAUCUGGGUGUACUCCAGCUGCGCCCAGCAGAGGAUGAAGAGCGUGAUCAGCAGGACGCCGGCAAUGACGCCCACAGAAGACCAUAUGAUGAUCCUCCUUGAACGAGACCAGGACGAGUCGGCUCCGCCCAGAGGCUCCCCGCCUCCGCCCGUCAGCAUCGAGUAGGAGGGAUGAAUGGCGAGGGAAAGGGGUGCGAAGAAGGGCACGGGAGAUCUGCCAGCUGUUAGAGUUAGAGCAGAGAUCGGGUAAAAAGGGGUGUCUAUGAGACAUGGGUUUGUGAUGCUUGUGGACCCGUCGCCGAGGGCUGUUGACACCCCGCUGCGCAUGCCCCUGUCAAGCAUGAUGGAGAUCUCAACUUCCAGCAGGCGGCAGUGCGGACUUCUAGCGAGGGAGAGUCAAUCACACAGCGACCGCAGCGUUGCCACACCGUCAUCCUCACGAAUCCGUGCCUGUGUGGUGGCGCAAACUGAUGCCUGCUCACUCCCCCACCACAAUGCAUAUGGCCCUCUCUACGGUUAACGCUUACUCACGUGAACACACA